UCAGUCCCCUUCCAUUUCCACGCGUCUUAACGUAAUUUUACAUUGACUUGUUGUUAGAAUAGAGAGUGACUUUCUUUGAAGUAUUCCUACAUCUCCAAAUUCAACCCCAUGGAGAAGAUUCAUCCUUCAUAGCAGAUAGAUAGUUGUAUCUUGAAAUCCCAGCACCCCAAACUCUCAAUUUCUCAUCUAAUCAUAGAGGGGGAGGGAGAGAGAGAGAGAGAGAGAUGGAUUCUGAUGAAAGGCCACAGCAAGUAACAGGGGUAGUUAUAAUAACUCUUCCACCCUCUGACAACCCUUCUUUAGGCAAAACAAUCACAGCUUUUACUCUUACUAAUGAUGUUUUUCCUCAAUCUCACCAAACCCAACAACGCCAACAACAAGAAGAACAGACUUUGCCAACAACCCAGAUUCUAACACCAGCUCCACCUUCAGCACAAAACCCUCAACGUGGAUUCUCAUUCUUGGCACUCUUUUCUGAUAACCCAAGAAAGCUAUUAGGCUUUCUGGGUAUCUCCCUUUUCGCUCUUCUUCUUUACAGUUCUGCUUUCUCUAAUACUUUUGUAGAAUUAAGGAAUUCCAACAAUGAUGAUGAUGAAAAGCCACAGUCUUUUAUCUUCCCUUUGUAUCAUAAACUGGGGGCUGAUUUGGAGCUCAAGUUGGGGAGAUUUGUGGAUGUUGAUAAGGAGAAUUUGGUAGCUUCAGUUGAAGGUGGUGCAACGGGAACUCAGAAGAUCAACAAAUUGGUGGCUUCUAAUGCUGCUGUAAUUGAUUCAUCCGGUACUAUUUUGCCUGUUAGGGGCAAUGUUUAUCCGGACGGAUUGUACUUCACAUACAUGCUUGUUGGGAAUCCGCAAAGACGUUAUUUUCUUGAUAUUGAUACUGGAAGUGACUUAACAUGGAUACAAUGCGAUGCUCCUUGCUCCAGUUGUGCCAAGGGAGCAAAUCCUCUAUACAAACCCACAAGAGUAAAUAUUGUAGCGUCCAAGGACUUGAUGUGCACUGAGGUACAGAAGAAUCAAAAGCCUCAAAAUUGUGAAACCUGUCAACAGUGUGACUACGAGAUUGAAUAUGCUGAUCGUAGCUCCUCCCUGGGGGUUCUUGCAAGAGAUGAACUUCACCUAGUGACUGCAAAUGGAUCAACUACCAACUUAGAUGUUGUUUUUGGGUGUGCAUAUGAUCAGCAAGGCAUACUUUUGAACACUCUGUCAAAGACAGAUGGAAUUCUUGGACUAAGCAGGGCUAAAGUUAGUCUGCCUUCUCAAUUGGCAAGCAAGGGAAUCAUUAACAAUGUGGUUGGUCAUUGCCUUGCAACAGAUGUUGGUGCCUCUGGAUAUAUGUUCUUAGGUGAUGAUUUUGUACCAAACUGGGGCAUGUCAUGGGUCCCUAUGCUUGGAAGCCCUUCAACAGAAUUUUACCACACACAAAUUGUGAAAAUCAAUUAUGGAAGUAGCUCCCUCAGUUUAGGCAGACAACAUAGCAGCAUUGGAAGAGUUGUGUUUGACAGUGGCAGUUCUUAUACGUACUUCAUGAAACAAGCAUAUGCCGAAUUGGUUGCUUCUCUUAGCGAGGUUUCCGAGGUGGGAUUUAUCCAAGAUGUAGCAGAUACAACACUGCCAAUGUGCUGGCAAGCUCCAUUUCCUAUCAGAUCUAUCAAGGAUAUUAAGCAGUUCUUCAAGACUUUAACCCUUCAAUUUGGGAGUAAAUGGUGGAUUAUUUCCAAGAGGUUUCAUAUUCCUCCAGAAGGCUACUUGAUCAUUAGUAAAAAAGGUAAUGUCUGCUUAGGCAUCCUGGAUGGAAGCAAAGUACAUGAUGGAUCAACAAUUAUACUUGGAGACAUAUCGCUACGGGGGCAAUUGGUCGUCUAUGAUAAUGAGAAACUGAAGAUUGGGUGGACACAAUCAGAUUGUGCCCACCCAAGAAGAUUCAAGAGCCUUCCAUUCGUUGAAGGAUAGUUUGGCUGCAUUACUGCAUUAUAAUACCACAACUACUAUACUCAUAUCUGUACAUUCUAAGUAUACACAUUUGCCCUUUGUAAAUUUUUCUCACUUAAUGCUUCUUCUUCUUCUUCUUCUAGACCAAAGCUGCACAUCUUCAUAUGUUUCUUCGCCGAAGGAUAGAAUAUGAGUCCUUUAGUGUCCAACUUAUAGUCAUCAAAUCACAAUUCUAUCUAUUCAUUUUAAAAUA
Theobroma cacao (cacao) is the source of this 2184-nucleotide messenger RNA. Its product is annotated as Eukaryotic aspartyl protease family protein. Lineage: Eukaryota; Viridiplantae; Streptophyta; Magnoliopsida; Malvales; Malvaceae. Gene Ontology annotation, molecular function: aspartic-type endopeptidase activity. The record is from RefSeq and is a predicted model, not a curated record. Gene Ontology annotation, biological process: proteolysis.